CCACAGCUUCAGCCAAUGUUCUUUACACAUCCUCCGGCGCUGCCUCCUGGGAACCACGGCGUGUUUCUGCCGGCUGAGUUUCAUCCUCACAACAAAAGUCAGCCAGGUCCAGCAAUCCUCGCGCAACCUGGUUUCAGCCAUUACCCGCUUCCCGCAAUGCCUAUUUUCGCUCAGCCGGCUUACCAUCCCUACCAGCGGAUGAUGCCACCAUCACUCCCACCUGAUAGCUGGAUCCCCAUGCCCAAUUUUGGACUGCCUCCUGCUCAGAACAGUAUGCGCAACCCAUUCUGGCGUUGA
Molecule: messenger RNA, 297 nt
Organism: Aureobasidium melanogenum CBS 110374
Lineage: Eukaryota; Fungi; Ascomycota; Dothideomycetes; Dothideales; Saccotheciaceae
Exons: 1
Source: RefSeq, a predicted model, not a curated record